Molecule: messenger RNA, 660 nt
Organism: Nematocida major
Lineage: Eukaryota; Fungi; Microsporidia
Exons: 1
Coding region: 1-660 (219 amino acids)
Biological process (GO): regulation of transcription by RNA polymerase II
Cellular component (GO): nucleus
Molecular function (GO): DNA-binding transcription factor activity, RNA polymerase II-specific; RNA polymerase II transcription regulatory region sequence-specific DNA binding
Source: RefSeq, a predicted model, not a curated record
AUGGAAAAAAUAUACAAAAUGUAUCCAUGCAAGUAUUCGGGGUGCAAAAAACAGUUUAAAAAGCCUUCGCUUCUGGAGCUGCACGAAAACACGCACGAAAAAAAAAGGCCUUUUGCGUGCGAAAAGUGCGAGGCCCGGUACUACAAAAAAAGCCACUUAAAAGUGCAUGUACAGCGCGCGCACAUUGGCGGCGAGCAACGGGAGUGCAGCAGCUGUGGAAAAACGCUGGCUUCUCAAGAGGGGCUGCAGAGGCAUAGAGAAGUGUGCGGAAGAGUGUUUACAUGUGAUGUGUGCCGAAUGCAGUUUGUACGCGCCAGAUGGUUUGUUGCCCAUGUCCGGCUGUGCGUGGGAAAACAAAGCGCAGGCGAAAGCUGUACAGACGAUGAAAGAGAAAAAGCUGCGGAAAAAAGGAUAAAAAGAAGAAAGUCUGCACGGGACCUUCACAGAUGCAGCGUGUGCCAAAAGGGGUUUAAACUGAACAGAAAUCGCCUGUAUCAUGAAGCGCACGCACAUAGCAGCAUCCGUCACGAGUGUCCAAGCUGCAAAAAAACGUACAAGCACAAGGGGUCGCUGACCAGACAUAUAGAGACAGCACAUAAAGCAGAAGGCGACUCAGAAACUGGCGCUGCGUCUGACGAUGGACAGACUCGUGGAGAAUAA